Messenger RNA from Sarcophilus harrisii (Tasmanian devil), 3890 nucleotides. It is a transcript of the gene MMP25, whose product is annotated as matrix metallopeptidase 25. The record is from RefSeq and is a predicted model, not a curated record. Gene Ontology annotation, cellular component: extracellular matrix. Lineage: Eukaryota; Metazoa; Chordata; Mammalia; Dasyuromorphia; Dasyuridae. Bases 156 to 1844 code for a protein of 562 amino acids. Gene Ontology annotation, biological process: proteolysis; collagen catabolic process; extracellular matrix organization. Gene Ontology annotation, molecular function: metalloendopeptidase activity; zinc ion binding. The transcript is spliced from 11 exons.
CGAUGCUGUAACCCGCCUUGCCCCGCCCUGCCCCACUAGCCGGCACACUGCCGGUCCGCGGACCCCCUAGUGUCCAGGACUUUUCGGACCCCUCAGCCUUGGUUCCUGGAUGCCCCAAAGACAGCAUCAAUUUGAGCCUGGCCUGAGCCAGGGUCAUGUGGCUACGAGAGCGUCCGGUCCUUACCCUGCUACUGCUACUACUGCUACCGUUCCCUGCCCGAACCCUGGAGCCCUCUGCUCAGGAUGUCAGUCUGAGCGUGGACUGGCUCACUCGCUAUGGCUACCUGCCUCCACCCCACCCUGCUCAGGCCCAGUUGCAGAGCCCAGAACAGCUCCGGGACGCAAUCAAAAUCAUGCAGAGGUUUGCUGGGUUGAAGGAAACCGGCCUCAUGGAUCAGGCCACGUUGGCCACUAUGAAGAAGCCACGAUGUUCUUUGCCUGAUGUUCUGGGAGUGGCUGGGUUGGUAAGAAGGAGGCGAUAUGCCCUUACAGGCAGCUUCUGGAAGAAGAAGCAGCUGUUCUGGAGGGUUCGUUCCUUCCCACAAGGCUCUGCCCUCAACAAGGAUACUGUUCGAAGCCUGAUGCACUAUGCUCUGAAUGCCUGGGGAACUGAGGUGGGGAUGACAUUCCAGGAGGCUGAACCCAGGGCAGGAACAGAGCCGGAGCUCCUCAUCGACUUUGCUCGCGCCUAUCACAAGGACAGCUACCCCUUUGAUGGGCCUGGGGGCACGUUGGCCCAUGCCUUCUUCCCUGGGGACCACCCCAUCUCUGGGGAUACCCACUUUGAUGAUGAGGAAGUUUGGACCUUUGGGGCAAGUGAUGGUGGUGGGACAGACCUGUUUGCUGUAGCUGUCCAUGAGUUUGGCCAUGCCUUGGGCUUGGCCCACUCCUCUGCCCCCAACUCCAUCAUGCGACCUUUCUACCAGGGUCCAGCUGGGGACCCCUCAAAGUAUCGACUUCCACCUGAUGACCGAGAAGGGAUACAGCAGCUUUAUGGAAAGGCUCCAAACAGUCCCCACCCAGAGCCAACUCAGAAACCCCUGGUUCCUCCACCCCAACCCCCUGAACAGCCUCCAGAUAGCCCUUCGGUCCCAGUUCCAGACCGAUGUUCUGGUAAUUUUGAUGCUAUCGCCAACAUCCGUGGUGAAGUCUUCUUCUUUAAAGGACCCUGGUUCUGGCGCCUUCAGCCCUCAGGCCAGCUGGUGUCUCCUCGACCUGCAAAGCUGCACCGAUUUUGGGAAGGGCUGCCUGAACACGUGUCAACCGUGGAUGCAGCUUAUUCUCGGCCUUCGGAUGGACGUAUCCUGCUUUUCAGCGGACAGAAGUUCUGGGUGUUUCAGGACCGGCAGCUGGAGCCUGGCUCCCCAAAGCUGCUAACUGAACUGGGCCUUCCCCCUGGAGAAGUUGUGGAUGCUGUUUUCUCUUGGCCCCAGAAUGGGAAGACUUACCUGAUUCGAGGUGAACAGUAUUGGCGUUUUGAUGAGUCCAUCCACAGAGUUGACCCAGGUUACCCCAAGAGUCUGAGCCUAUGGGAGGGAGCACCUUCAGCACCUGAUGAUGUAACUAUUGGCAACAAAGGUGAUACCUACUUCUUCAAGGGUACCGAGUACUGGAGAUUUGCUCCAGGGAGUGUGAUAGCAGAGCCCGACUCCCCCCACCCUAUGGGGCCUGAGUGGUUGGACUGCCCUCCUUCUGCCCCAAGUCCUCGGAUCCCAAGGCCUUCCAAGUCUCCCCCAAACUGUCAGUGUGAGAUCAACCAGGCAGGGAGUUUAGGUCCAAGCCUUCCUGGCUUUCUCAUCAUCUUCUCUGUGAUUCUCUCUCUCUUCCUGGGCACAAGCACCUAGUCCUAAGAAGUGGCCAGUAACUAACUCCACCCUCUAUUUUCCCCUCCUCUUCCCUCUUCCUCUAGGGAUAAGUCCUAUGUCUGUCCUCCUUUUUUACUGCCCUUUGAAAAUACUCAGGUGUCUGCAACUCAUGCAGGCAAGUCAUGUCUCCUUACUGGGUCUCAUUUUCUCCAUUUGAAAAAAUUGAUUUAAUGGCCUCUAAGGUGUCUCCUAGUUCUAAAACUAGGAUCACAUGAAUAGGGGAACUUCUGGUAUUAGGCUAUUAGAAGCUACCCUAAUGAAACUAUAAUCAUGUCUACUUUCCAUGCAAGUAACAUAACCAAAUUAAAGUAGAAUAAAAGUAUUGUUUCCAAUAUCAAUUUGAAUAUAUAUAGAAAAACUUGUAAAUAUGACAAUACAUCACAAAUUAACAAAAGCGAAAUUAACAGUGGGAAAUCAUUUAACACAGUUGAAAGAAAAAACAAUUGAAGAGAAUUUCAUUUAAGAAUAAAAACUGAGAGAUUUUUUAAAGUUUGUUCUUAUCUGAAAGAUUCAUGGCCUAGUGUAUCAAUUAUAAACAUCCCAGGAAUCUUUAUGUUCUCUCUGUCAAAUUAACAUUAGGAAAUAAGCCAAAAAAUAUAUACAAGAAGCACAUUCAAUACUUCAAGAAGUUAGAACCCCUAAAAGCUACCUGUUAAUUUAUAAGCUAACUACAUUGCCAUCAACAUUCAAAAGUUCAAAGUCCUUUUUCCAUUUAAUUUACUUUAAAAGAAAAUAGCAGAUUAAAUAACUAAGCAAAAUCCAGCUGAAUUAUUUUUGAAAUUUGCAAUUGAAUAGGCAACAUAUAUGUGUAUAUAUAUUACAUGUAUGUUUGUUACAGAAAUACUCGACUCUGAAAAACCUCAGUAUUAAAUGUAUCAUAAAAGUUCAGUUUUUUUUUUUUUUAACUAGAAUGAACUUACAACAAUGUAAAACCUAAGUUCUAUUAUAUCUAAAAAGCUAAAUCGUCAACGGGCAUCCAAGCACUUUGAAAUUGAUUUAGUCCCAUUUUUAAAAGAUUUUAAAAGAUUCUAAAAUUAUGGCUACAUGCUUUAGAUUUUCCCAAUGCAGUUCUCUCUUGUUUAGGAGUUUAGUUCUCCACUUCUUGCCUCCUACCUUCCCUCAGUUCUUGCUUGCACAUUCUAUGAUUCUGGCCAUAAAGGAUCAGAUUGAGUAUCAGAUUUUGAUACUCCAUAGCUCUGCCCAUAGCUCUGACUCUGGGAAAAUUCCUUACCUUCUUGGGGAAACCAGAGUCAUCAUCUGGAAAGUGAGAAGAAUGGAUCUGAUGAUGACAUUGAAGGCCUUACUGGGCCCAGCCCAGGAGGAGUCCAUAAAGGAUCAAAAGGUCCCCACUCUUUCUCAGUGGGGAUCUCAGAGGGUCUGAGAGGCUGCCAUUCCCAGGAAGAGAGCAGAAUCCCUGACUAUCUACUCCGCCCUCCUGCAAUCUGCCAAAGUGGGGGGCCUUCUGGCACGGUGAUCCCAGGGGUUAGGAAUAUUGAAGAGAUACAAGUAAAGCUUGCCUCUCUCCCAGGCUUUGGUUCCUGUUCUUGGCUCAGAGAAAGGACUGGAUUUUACAGAGCCCCCAGCAGCAAGACUGAAAGGAGAGAAGAGCAAGGCUAUAAGUGCAGUGGAUCCCUCCUUGGAGGGAUGGGGCCAGGUUACAGACAUUUGAAGCCUGAAAGGAGGGUUUUCUUCCAGUUCCCCUGAAAAAUCCUGCCUCUCAGCAGUGCCCGAAAAUCUUCCAAGUCAAAGCUUCAAGACGCCCCAGCCUCCAUCUGGUUUCUUGAAAUCCUUAGGAAACAAUGAGGAGAUCGGGGGACUCCACCUCAGACUUUGAAUCCCACCUCAGCCUUGCUGACUGCCCUUGAGCUUCCUUCUCUCAGGUUUCCCCCUCUCCCUAACCUAAGGGCUUGUAGACCCCCAAGGGUGCCCCAAAGGGGCCUGCAUAUGAAUUUUAGGUGUUCUAUGAACUUGUAUGGAAAACAAUAUAUUUUUUUUUUUUUUGGAAAACAAUAUAUAUCUUUAUUU